This is a messenger RNA of Engraulis encrasicolus (European anchovy), 3358 nucleotides long. It is a transcript of the gene pkn3, whose product is annotated as protein kinase N3. Gene Ontology annotation, cellular component: nucleus; cytoplasm. The transcript is spliced from 22 exons. Lineage: Eukaryota; Metazoa; Chordata; Actinopteri; Clupeiformes; Engraulidae. Gene Ontology annotation, molecular function: small GTPase binding; ATP binding; protein serine/threonine kinase activity. The coding region runs from base 415 to 3294 and encodes 959 amino acids. The record is from RefSeq and is a predicted model, not a curated record. Gene Ontology annotation, biological process: protein phosphorylation; signal transduction.
GCAGAAAAAAAAGUCACAGAAAAGUACCGGUGUCAUGGAUAGUCUGGGUGGUUUCACGAGAACAACCAACCCUGGUUUUGGGGAAACUAAAGACUGAGUUGGUUCCACCCAGAUCCUACGGGAUAUGCGCUAUGGAAGAAUGGGAAUUUGGAAAUACCUUUAAUUUCAGAUGUGAGGAAUUUUCGUUACAACGGCAGUAACGUUAACUUCACUAUCUUGGACGAGUUAUGGCAGCUCCUCAGUUCAUCAAGUGCUAAACAACGAGUUACUCAUUUAACCUAAACGAAGUUUCUACAGUUGUACGGUCAGUUUCCUACUUGGACAGAAAGUCGGAAGUAUCCAUUUUAUUUGGAAGCAAGUGGACGUAAAUCCUGUCGUUGGGAAAGGGGGAUCUUUGGAUCUCCAAACAUUGUCAUGGCGGGGGUGACUCUCCAGAACACCUGUCUGCAUGGCCUGGCCGAGGAAGACGACAUCCUGGACCCGGCGUUCCAGCAGCGCCUGGACGACGCGCGGGCCCUGCUGCGCCAGGAGAUCCAGCGCGAGCUGAAGAUCAAGGAGGCGGCGGAGAGGCUGCGGCGCGCCGUGACCAACCGCAAGAGCGCCGCCGACGUGGACGGGCAGCUGCGGGCCUCCAGCCGCAAGCUGGAGCAGCUGCACUGGGAGCUGCAGGAGCUCAACGCCCGGGCCGUGGUCGUCACCGACAAGGAGAACGCCAGCACCAGUGAUGUGUCGUCCCCGGACCCGUGUCACUGGGCAGAGAUCACGUCCCCCAUGGCCGGACGCGUCCACGCCCUGCAGAAGCAGCUGACCAUCGAGACCAAAGUCAAGCAGGGGGCUGAGAACAUGAUCCAGACCUACCACAGCAGCUCCCACAAGGACCGCAAGAUGCUGUCCACGGCACAGCAGAUGCUGCAGGACAGCCGCACCAAGAUCGAGCUGCUCCGCAUGCAGAUCAUCAAAGUCACGCAGGCGCGAGAGGGGGAGCGGGAGGCGGCCGACCCCGAAGCGGACACCAUCAGUCCCCUGGAGCUGAGGGUGGAGGAGCUGAGACACCACCUGAAGAUCGAGGCCGCCGUGUCGGAAGGAGCCAAGAACGUCGUCAAGCAGCUCGGUGGGCGCAAGGUGCAGGAUCGACGGGCACUGGCUGAGGCCCAGGCACGUCUGCAGGAGUCAUCUCAGAAGCUGGACCUGCUGCGUCUCUCUCUGGAGCGGCGCCUGUCGGAGCUGCCGCAGGACCACGGCAAGCGGCCGGCCAUCAAGGAGGACCUGACCCUGGGCGCCUCCCCCUCCCUGGGCCUCCAGAAGGAGCGGCUCCACUCCACAGUCUCCUGCUCCUCCACCACCUCCUCCACUUCCACCACAUCCUCCACUUCCUCCACCACCUCCUCCUCCAACAUCUUCAAGCCUGCCUCCCUCACAGGGCGUUUAGAGGUGAGGCUGAUGGGCUGUCAGGAGCUGCUGGAGACGGUGCCUGGCCGCUGCCGGGUCUCCAGCCUGACGCAGGCGGUGCCCAGCCCCUCGGAGGCCAAGUCCCUCAAGAUCCGCGCCGGCCUGUCGGGCCGCAGCACCAACGGAAGGACGCUCAAGAACGACGAACUCUCCUUGGAGAUCAGUGCGAUGGUGAAGGUGGACAACCGCUUGGUGGGCCGCACACACUGGAGACCCAUCAGCAAGGAGUGCUGGGACCAGAGCUUCAGCAUCGAGCUGGAACGGUCUCGUGAGCUGGAGAUUGCGGUGUACUGGCGUGACUGGCGAGCGCUGUGUGCUGUCAAGUUCCUGCGGCUAGAGGACUUCCUGGAUAACCAGAGGCACGGCAUGUGUCUCUACCUGGAGCCCCAGGGGACGCUCUUCGCUGAGGUCACCUUCAUAAACCCGGUGAUUGAGCGCCACCCGAAGCUGCAGAGACAGAAGCGGAUCUUCCCCAAGGAGAAAGGGAAGAACUUCCUGCGUGCGGCCCAGAUGAACAUCAACUUUGCCACGUGGGGCCGUCUGAUGAUGAGCGUGCUGCCCCCCUGCAGCAGCAACAUCACCGCCCUCAGCCCCCCCAUCGCCCACCCCGACGCCACCUCCUCACCCGCACCCACAGACAAGACGGCCACCUCCACGCCACCACCCACAGGGGACUCUGCCGUGCUCAAGCUGAACUUCAGUGAGGAGCGACCGCCCAAACCGCCACGCCUCCACCUGGCCAAGACGCCGUCUGCAGACACACCGCUGAAUUCCAAAGAGGACUCCCAUGAGGAGAACCAUGUCCCUCCUGUCAGACCCACACCUGCUCCCAGGAAAAAGGCGGCAAUGCAGAUGGAAGACUUCAACUGCAUCUCAGUUUUGGGCCGGGGACAUUUUGGAAAGGUCCUCCUGGCGGAGUUCAAGAGGACGGGGAAGCUGUACGCCAUCAAAGCCCUGAAGAAGGGCGAUGUUGUAACGCGAGACGAGGUGGACAGCCUGAUGUGUGAGAAGAGGAUCUUCGAGACAAUCAACGAGUCGCACCACCCCUUCCUGGUCAACCUGCACGGCUGCUUCCAGACCUCGGACCACGUCUGCUUCGUCAUGGAGUACUCCCCCGGCGGAGACCUGAUGACGCACAUACACACCAACAUCUUCACCGAGCGACAGGCCCGGUUCUACACUGCCUGCGUGCUGCUGGGGCUGGAGUUCCUGCACCAUAAGAGAAUUGUUUAUCGGGACUUGAAGUUGGACAACCUUCUGAUGGACUCAGAUGGCUAUGUGAGAAUAGCCGACUUUGGCUUGUGUAAAGAAGGUAUGGACCAUGGUGAUCGCACGUCCACCUUCUGCGGCACGCCGGAGUUCCUGGCCCCCGAGGUGCUGACCGACAGCAACUACACGCGGGCCGUGGACUGGUGGGGCCUGGGUGUCCUCAUCUACGAGAUGCUAGUCGGAGAGUCUCCGUUCCCAGGCGAUGACGAGGAGGAGGUGUUUGACAGCAUCGUGAAUGACGACGUGCGCUACCCUCGCUUCCUCUCACCCGAGUCUGUCUCAAUCAUCCAGAAGCUGCUGCAGAAGAACCCUGAGAGGAGGCUGGGGGCAGGAGAGCAGGACGCUGAGGAGGUCAAGAAACAUCGCUUCUUCCAGGGUAUCGAUUGGGACGCUCUGCUGGCCAAGAAGGUGAAGCCUCCGUUCCUGCCCAGCAUCAAGGGCUCUGCUGACGUCAGUAACUUCGACGAGGAGUUCACGCGCCUCAAGCCGGUGCUGACCCCGCCCCAGACGCCCAUCUUCCUCACCGCCGAGCAGCAGCACAUCUUCGCUGACUUCGACUUCUCAGCACUGCACUGAAGGCUCAGGACUAGUUACACACCCCUCUCUUUCUCUGUCUGUCUCUCUCUCUCUCUCUCUCUCU